Molecule: messenger RNA, 1367 nt
Organism: Saccostrea echinata
Lineage: Eukaryota; Metazoa; Mollusca; Bivalvia; Ostreida; Ostreidae
Exons: 8
Coding region: 1-1200 (399 amino acids)
Biological process (GO): phosphatidylinositol phosphate biosynthetic process
Cellular component (GO): phosphatidylinositol 3-kinase complex
Molecular function (GO): 1-phosphatidylinositol-3-kinase regulator activity
Source: RefSeq, a predicted model, not a curated record
AUGGAGACAGAAGAUCUCGAUAAUGCUGUUAAAUCUGCAACUAAGGAAGCUGGAUUAGAACCAAAACAAGAAACAGGGCCCCCAGGAAAAAUAGCCGGGGAAUUAGAAAGUAUUGACCGAGUAAAGGGACGAUUGUUUUCCUCUGUACAAACAGGUGGAGGGGUAAAUGUGCAAGACUCCGUUAUUUUAUACAACAGAAGAGAAGAUAGUCUUCAAGAAAACAACCCAGAUGAAAAUGCGAGAGAAGAAAAUGCAGAAACAGUGACGAGAAACGUAAAUAUGAAUCCAACUGUUGAUUGUGAAAGUUCCCCUAACCUGGAAAAUACGGCGUUAGAUAACAACCACUACCCUGUGGCGGAUAAUGCUCCUCAUGACCAGACAGUCCUAAGUAACGCCGCUUGUCUUGAAAGGACCUUGAGUGUCGAGUCAAGUAGUAGCCUUGCGUCAGAUCUUUUAGAAUGCGAUACUUGCAAGUUGUUGAGAGGCAGGUUUUCAUCCAGAGAAUCAGUCGAUUUUUGGGACAAGGUGGAUCGUUGUGGAAAUGAUAGAAAUUGCAAUUCCAAGUUUUGGAUCAACUUCAUUGCAAAAUUAGAGGAAGAAUUUCCACAAGAGAACGGACUUCAAAGCAAACAGACCAGGUCCCUACUUAAAACCCUCCUUGGAGUCAAGAACAGAGAUGACGCAGAAGUUGGCCUUACAGACUUACUGAGCGUAGUCAGAUUCUUUGGUCCUGUAAAGCCUGACCCUAGUGGAAGAUGUCUUCUCAUUCAACACCUGCAAGAAAUUAUCAAAAGAUCGGUCUUGAAGGGAAAACAAUAUCAAAGAGUCAGCUGGUUUGCCGGUGAAAUGUCCAGAGACGAGGCAAAUGAAAUCCUACACAGUCAAAGUGAUAAUACCUACCUUGUACGAAUGAGCCAAAGCAAUGCAGAAAGAGGUUCGUUUGUUGUGUCAGUGAAAAAUAAAAAUGGUUGCCACCACUUUGAAAUUGAAGGUAAUCCUUUGGAAUCGGCUAAAAGCCCAACCAUCAAUUGUCACCUACGUCUCAUGGGAAAGAGCUACCAGACACUUCCUGCAGCCAUUGAGGACUUAAAAUUUAAUUCUCUGCAUGACGAAGACAACAAUGAGGACAUCUGGUGUACCCGAAUAUGUCCUGAUCUAAGAUUUAACAGUAUCAUCACUCCGUAUAAGGUUACAAAAUAAGAUAAAAAGAAAUUCCGGACAAUUGAUGGAAUGUCCUUUACAUUACAGAUGAUUUGCCAAUUCUAUCUUCUACAAAAAUAGAUUGCUUUUUAGCUCACCUGAACCGAAGGCUCAAAUGAGCAUUUCUGAUCGAAGAGUGUCCGGCGUCCGUCUGUAAUCUUUACACA